AUGGCGCUAUCGAAUAUUUAUCAACAAAUUCCAAAACGUUAUGUGCUGAGCUUACUGAGAUUCUUCGGAUUAUUUAAUGCCUUCGUCUUACGAUCGAAUCUAUCCAUUGCAAUCGUUGCAAUGAUUACUCCAACAAUUGACAACUCAUCCGAUAAUAUGACCAUAAUGAUACCUGCUGUCUAUAAUUGGAGCACUACCACACGAGGGUAUAUUCUUGCAUCAUUCUUCUAUGGUUAUUGUAUUGCUGUCAUACUAGCUGGGUUGCUAGCAACAAGAUUUGGUGGGCGAAUUUUACUUGGUGGUGGUGUUGGUUUGUGUGCUUGCUUAACUUUAUUUACACCAUUAUGUGCUCGGAAUGGAUCAGGAGCAUUAAUGUUCCUACGAGUUCUUGAAGGUAUUAGUUCAAGUUGUAUAUACCCAUCAUUGCAUUCUAUAUGGUCGAAAUGGGCACCGAAACAAGAUAAAUCGAAAUUGGCAACGUUUACAUUUUCUGGGGCGUAUACCGGCACAUUUGUAACGAUGCUUUUUGGUGGUGUUAUUGCUGUUGAUUGGUCAUGGGAAUGGGUAUUUUAUCUAUCAGGAAUAUCCAGUCUUUCAUGGGUACUAAUUUGGUUUUAUUUCACGGCUGAAACACCCUCAGCUCAUACAACGAUAUCAUAUGAAGAAGCAAGAUAUAUUGAAGACAAUAUAGUUGAAGUCAUUUCACAAAAAGAUACAAUUCCAUGGAAAGAUAUAUUGACAUCAUUACCAGUAUGGGCAAUUAUUGCGGCACAUUUCGGAACAAAUUGGGCUAUCUAUACAAUGUUUACUGAAUUACCAACUUUUCUAGUUAGAGCACUUGGUUUUCGUGUUGAUACGGCAGGUUUAUUAGCAGCUCUGCCAUGGUUGCUAUUAGCCAUAUCAGUGUAUCUAACAGGAAUUAUUUCGGAUAAACUAGUAGAAAAAUAUUCCAUAUUAUACAUUCGAAAAUUCAUUAUGUCUAUAUCUUUUACUAUAAUCGCGUUGGGCUUCCUUCUAAUUACUGUAUUAGAUAAUGAUGAUCGUGCCUUAAUUGUGAUCGGUAUUACAAUUGUGAUUGGUGCAUGUGGUCUUGCUUGGGCAAGCUUUGGUGUGAAUCAUCUCGAUAUUGGAGGACAUUAUGCAGCUGUUCUCAUGGGUAUGUCAAAUUGUAUUGGAUCGACGCCAGGUUUCAUUGUACCAGUUAUCACAGGCUACAUUGUUCAAAAUUCAGACUUGAAACGUGAAUGGAAUAAUAUAUUUAUAAUUCCCAUCUUUAUCUCUGUAGCAGCUCUGAUGUUUUAUACAUUUUUUGGUGCUGGUGAAUUGCAAUUGUGGGCAUCGAAUAGCAGUGAUGAACAUCAACGUGUCAUGAACAACCCUGUUGUAUCUCGAGAUAUCAGUGAACAUACUACCAACUGA
Rotaria socialis is the source of this 1419-nucleotide messenger RNA. The record is from the annotation of a GenBank genome assembly. NCBI's taxonomy places the organism in Eukaryota, Metazoa, Rotifera, Eurotatoria, Philodinida, Philodinidae.